AUGGAUGCUUUAAAGGAUUUGACCUACUGCAAUACCUCUGCUUCUGUGCAGCCACAAAGCCAGCAGACUCUACAGAUGUUUAGCGUGUGCACUGCUGACAGUUGCUGUGAGUUCACCUGGUCUCACAUAACAGUCACACAGAGGCAGGGGGCGGACGGCGGCCUGGAAGAUGGUCAUCAGACAGCCCUGCACCGGGCAGCUGUUGUGGGAAACCGUGACGCUAUCUCUGCCCUCAUCCAUGGAAGUUGUGCACUUGAUUUACAAGACAAGGAAGGAAACACUGCUUUGCAUGAGGUAUCAUGGCAUGGAUUCAGUUCAUGUGUAAAGUUAUUGGUCAAAGCUGGGGCCGAUGUCCAAGUGAAAAACAAAGCAGGAAACACACCUCUACAUCUAGCGUGUCAGAAUGGACAUUCCCAGACCGCUCGAGUGCUACUACUAGGUGGAGCGAUGCCCGACAGCAAAAACAAUGCAGGUGACACAUGUUUACACAUGGCUGCACGCUACAAUCACUUGGCCAUGAUUAAGAUCCUCGUGGCUUCUUUCUGCUCCGUGGCUGAGAAAAACCAGAUAGGAGACACUGCGCUUCAUGUCGCUGCUGCCCUAAAUCACAAGAAAACUGUCAAUCUGUUACUGGAAGCAGGAGCUGACGUAAACAUCAAAAACAAUGCAGGCCACACCGCUCUUGACAGAGCCCGGGACAAUAACAACCGAGAUUUGGCUAUUCUGUUAGCAAAAUCCAAUCAGGUGCAGCGGUUUGCUCGUGGAAGAACUGUGAGAAAACGAAGAGAUGUCUUGCGGGCCCAGAGGAGAACUCAGUCCCUCCCCAGAGUUCAUUCCUCCCGAGAGAAGGACUGUACUGAAGUGGCAGAAGACACAAACAACAGUGAUCAAGUACAUCAAACUGAACGGAAAACAGCAACUCUGAGCCCCGGCACCAGGAGAAAGAUCAGGAGCCCAAGAAGACAGUUGGAACAUGUGUUUCGGAGAGAGUAUCAGCUCCAUGAAAGAGGAUCUCCAUCCCAGAGAAUAAAACCCAGCAGCCCCAGCUCUCAGGAGGAAGAGGAAGCUCCUGGAAGAGUCUAUCAGCUUUAUACACUAUACAGGGAUAAAGAUGGACAGAUAAAGCAGGCUCCUGCGAAUGACUGUCAUUGUAAGCCCCUCAUUAAAACUCUGGAGAAUAAGCUGAAAGCCGCAAAGAUGGAGAUACGGUCAGAAAUUCACACUGUCCAAGAGGAGAUCAACUGCAGGCUGGGCAGAAUAGAGCACAAAAACAAGCACCAGAUAAAAGUUCUUGAGAAACUCACACAGGAGCGUGUGUUGGCUGAGGGGAUGGAGUGUCAUUAUCGAAUCAAUCAGAGAGCUACCCUGGAACGCAUGGAGGGCGAGAGAAAACAGCAGGUAGCUGCUUCCAACGCUGUGAAAAGCUGGUGCAUGUCUAAGAUUCAGGAUCUUGAAGUGCGAAUGCCUGCAGAGACACAGAACUACAAACUUCUGCGCUCUCCAUCUGUGGAUCAGUCUCUGGUGGAUUCAGACCCCGAGGGUCUCCCGCUGCUGUCGCUCAUCUCUGAGGGGAGCUCCAGCUCGCUGGCCACUUACGUCAAUGUGUUACCCAGCCCAGGAGCAGGUCCUAACAAUGACGGGAAAAGUCUUGAAUUUGGGGACGCACGUGGGAGGAGAUACUUUGAGAUGAAGCUGAACGGUUCUUCAGGGGAAUAUCGUAACCUGGCAGCUCCUUCAAUGGUCAAACACAAACCUCUAUCACGGAAGCUGGCGACUGCUGACCCCAAGUGGCACCGAGCAGAAGAGCAGGAGGUUGAUGUCUCAAAGUGCAGGUCAGACAAAGGGGAUGAACUGUGUGACAGCAGUGGCAGCAGCAGCCUGUCCACAUCCAGCAAGCGUUUCAACACCAGCGAUACAGAACCAGCACCCGGCCCGGCCCAGCAACACAGCAGGCAUCUAAAGGAGAGGAUUCAAGCACAUCACGCACAAACCCUGCAGAGCAACACCAUGAAGACCCUGGAGGUCACCUUCACCCAAGAGCGGGCAAACUUGCACGCCAUGGAGGUGACACAGCGUUUCUUUGAGACGGUCUCCACACAGCUGGAACGCUGGUACGAGAGGAAGAUCCAGGAAGCGCAGAAGGUGGCAGAAGAGAAAGCUCUGCAGGACAGAGCCAGUCUACUGGAGAGGAUCAGCAUCCUGGAGGAAGAGCUACAGAAGCUUCGCACUAACACUAAUACAAACUCUUGACACAUAUGAUGCUACAUAUGCCUAGAUCUCUUGAUUCUGCCUAUAUGUAAGUCAUGGCCAUAUAAAUGGGAAUGGAGCUUUGUAAACACUAUAGUAAAACACUACAGUAAAGUUUCAUUUCGACCAUGGCAGCAAUUAUUAUGUGUAGGUUAAGCUAAUGGCACAAUGAUUCUAAUGCUAUGUUAGCUAACUGAGUAUUUCUUUACUCAUUGU
Molecule: messenger RNA, 2463 nt
Organism: Carassius auratus (goldfish)
Lineage: Eukaryota; Metazoa; Chordata; Actinopteri; Cypriniformes; Cyprinidae
Gene: ankrd6a
Product: ankyrin repeat domain 6a
Exons: 16
Coding region: 1-2250 (749 amino acids)
Biological process (GO): positive regulation of transcription by RNA polymerase II
Cellular component (GO): nucleus
Molecular function (GO): transcription cis-regulatory region binding; protein binding
Source: RefSeq, a predicted model, not a curated record